AUGAUGCUGAGUUUGGGGAAUGUUUCAAGAACUUUGGCAAAGGCAACUAUACGGAUUUCUAUGUGUAUAAGGGCUACUUAUUCAGAGAUCGGCGUCUUNCAUCCAAUUCCGCGUCUUGAUGACAUGUUGGAUAAGCUCAGCGGAUCAACCAUUUUCUCCAAGAUCAACCUCAAAAGUGGUUACCACCAAGUGAGGAUGAAGCAAGGUUUGUACAAAUGGUUGGUUAUGCCAUUCGGAUUAUCAAAUGCCCCUUCGACCUUCAUGCGCUUAAUGAACCAUGUGAUGAGAGACUUUAUCAACAAGUUCGUUGUGGUUUAUUUCGAUGAUAUUCUCAUUUAUAGCUCUUGCCUAACUGACCACGUCAAGCACUUGGAACAUGUUUUAAACACCCUCCACGAAGAGCAACUGUACGCCAACUUGAAAAAGUGCGUCUUUGUUGCCAAUGAACUUGUCUUCUUAGGUUUUGUUGUCAGUGAAUAG
Molecule: messenger RNA, 480 nt
Organism: Camelina sativa (false flax)
Lineage: Eukaryota; Viridiplantae; Streptophyta; Magnoliopsida; Brassicales; Brassicaceae
Source: RefSeq, a predicted model, not a curated record